CUUUUAAGAAAGCGAGACUUAAUUAGUAAAGAAUUCUAUAAAUACAUAAACCUCCUUGUAAACUCCUGAAUGUUGUAUUGGCCAUUUCCUCUCUCUCUUUUUUUUAUAUAUUCUGCAAAACGUUAAACGCCCGACGAGCCCAAAUAAAAAACAGUAAACUCUAACCGACCCAAGAGAUUACUGAGCUACCGUAGCAAUGAUAGUGUCGCGUGUAAUGUAUGAAUAAAAGGAUGGUUACUUUAUAAUCAUGGAGAUACACAUGUGUAAGAUGAAUGAUUUCAUCAUUAGAAUAUGUGUGGUGGCUAUGGCAACCCCUUUUAAUUGUGUCAAUUGGUAUUAUAUUUAACUCCGUCAUUUCCAAACUUACGACAUUUUAUUUGUUCCCGAGCUUUUUGUGAUAAGUUUUUUUCUUUCUUCCUUUUAUCAUUUCUUUAUCCCUUUUCUCUUUCUCUUUCUCUCUCUCAUACUUCUCUGUCUGCGCGCAUAAUAUAUGCUUCACCUUGUGAAUCAAAGGUUUGAUAUAGUUACACCUGAAAGAUCGAGACCAUCUAGUCCAUCGUUAUCGCCCGCCGUUGUGACUCAUACAGUAGCCACAAGUCAACCACAGAGACGUUCAUGGGAAGCAUCUUCAGUAGACUUGAAUGAAUUAUCUAGACUAUUACAACAAAAUCCAAGGCCCAGGCCAAGAUCACAACUAUUCCAAUCAUCAAAACCCCCUUCACCGACAUUAUCAACCAACUCAGCCGAACCUACCUUUUGCUCAAACACAUCAAAAAAUGCGGUUGUACCGAUAUUAUCACAGCAGCAAAGAAGACCCAGUCUGAUUCAUAGACCCUCUAGUACAUGUUCAACUCCUUCACAAUUUGUAUUUAAAAAGCCAGAAUAUGAUGAAAAAUACCAUCAAACACACUUUCACAGACCAUGCAGUCAAGAACGAAGUAAAGAUCCCUUUUUAGCUUGGUCUGAUCUUAAAAGAUUUUUUGUACAACAACAACAGCCUACUUCACCUACUGGUUCCUCGACACAUUCUCAUGAAUCAGAAACAUUUGCUAAUCAAUUCAGACAAGAUAUUAGUGGAAGAUAUGGCACUUGGGGCAAAUAUAUUGGCAAAGGAGCAGGUGGCUCAGUUAGACUGAUAAGACGUUCAUCGGAUCAAAAGACAUUCGCGGUCAAACAGUUUCGAAAAAGAUUACCUCAUGAAUCAGAAAAGGACUACAUCAAGAAAGUAACAGCUGAAUUCUGUAUUGGUUCAACACUACAUCAUCCCAAUGUCAUCGAAACACUCGAUAUAAUACAAGAAGGACCUAAUUUUUAUGAAAUUAUGGAAUAUGCACCUAAUGACUUAUUUAACAUUGUCAUGAGCGGUAUGAUGUCUAGAGAGGAAAUCGCUUGUUGUUGGCGUCAAUUACUGAAUGGUGUUGAUUAUUUACAAUCAAUGGGAAUUGCACACAGAGAUAUCAAGCUAGAUAAUCUCGUAUUAGAUCACAUGGGCAUACUAAAGAUUAUCGAUUUUGGAUGCUCAACUGUUUAUAAAUAUCCUUUUGAAUCCAAUAUGACAUUAACCAAAGGCAUAUUUGGCUCAGACCCUUAUAUCGCUCCUGAGCAAUAUACCCAGCCUACGUAUGACCCCCGCUUAUCAGAUAUAUGGUCUUGUGGCAUUGUAUACAUCUGUAUGAUUAUUAGACGAUUCCCUUGGAGAGUGCCACGCCAAACAGAUCCUUCAUUUCGUGCAUUUGCCACCAAUCACAACCAACAACAAUUUAGACUUUUAAAAUUACUACCUCGCGAAGCAAGGCCUGUCAUGGCCGGCAUAUUAGAAAUCGACCCGAACAAACGACUUAAUCUUCAAGCUGUCUUGGCUGAUAAUUGGGUGAAAGAAAUUGAUGUCUGUCAAGUUCACGAACCAGGCAAACAUCACGUCCACCAUGUCCUCGUUUCUUCGCCUCCUAAUCUAAAUAGAGAUAAUCUGGUCGUCAUCACACCUGAACCACCUGGUGUCGUGGCUGAAAAAGAAAAGCGAAAGAGACAACAGAGUAGUAGACCUGCUUCACCUAUACCAAAAUAGCUUUUCUCUUGUACACACACAAAAAAGAACCCCCAUUUCAACUGUUGUAUUGAGCAAGAAAUAAAACACACACGCACGCACACAAGCGAAAGAGAGCGAUUAUUUAUGCAUAAUAUAUAAACUGAGGCCCCUCUAUAUUGGACAUAUACCUUUAUACCCUUGAGGAGCCUCUCUCAUAUAUAAUCGAUCCUUGCGUUUAUUUAUAUUGAUACAAGCAUCUCUUUUUGUUAAACAUCCAAAUACCCACUUUCUAG
Molecule: messenger RNA, 2319 nt
Organism: Rhizopus microsporus ATCC 52813
Lineage: Eukaryota; Fungi; Mucoromycota; Mucoromycetes; Mucorales; Rhizopodaceae
Product: kinase-like protein
Exons: 3
Coding region: 491-2065 (524 amino acids)
Biological process (GO): protein phosphorylation; intracellular signal transduction
Molecular function (GO): protein serine/threonine kinase activity; ATP binding
Source: RefSeq, a predicted model, not a curated record